CUUUUAUAUUCCCUUGGAGAGCCAAAAUCGAGUGCUCUUCCCUUCAGACACCGAAUCAUACAUUUCGACACUACAGCAAAAUCGAGUGCUCUUCUCUUUACAGCCGGUAUAGUUUCGCCGGAACCUUCAUUGCCUACUAAACCGAAAAUGACGGCCCGUACAAAUCACCGGCCAUCAUCGAAGUGAAGUGCGGUGUAAAGUGACGUUGUUUUUGUGAAUUUUUGAUGAAUUCAAGGUCUAGGGAUUGAUUUGCAGACUCGGCUUAUGUGAAGAGUGCUGUCCAUACACGAAAGGGACUCUCGUUUUACUAAAGGUGUUCUUGUUUUGGAGAUUAUUGGUCUAAACUGCUUUAUUUUGGGAUUUAUAGUUGUUGAAUUGGAAAGUGUAAAAUGAGUAAAGGAUUCUGGAUGGCAAAGAGUGGUGAACAUUCAACUGAUGGGGAUACAGUAUUUGAUGACCCAUCGAGAAUUGAACCGAAGCGUUCUCAUCAAUGGUUCACUGAUGCUGCUGAACCAGAGGGGUUCCCCAACAAGAAGCAAGCUGUACAAGCUCCAUAUAGAAAAUCGACUUCAGGAUUUGUCAAUUCAAAUGCUUCUCACUGGGAGAAUGGUUCUGGUUUUCAGUCAGUCCCAAACCAAUUCGUUGACCGGUUAUUCGGAUUUGAGCCAACCAGGCCCGUGAAUUAUACUGAAAGAAAUGUUUCUCCGGUUGGAACAGAUAACCCAAAUAUCAGAAAAAGUGGUAUCAAUGAGCCAUUUGGAUAUGAUCCUUCUGUUGGUUUGUCUAUAUCUCCUGCCAUGGAAGAUCCUGUAACCAGUCUCAGCUAUGGUGGAAUCAGAAAAGUUAGAGUCAAUCAAGUUAAGGACUCUGACAAUGGUCAGCACAAAGCGACGGAACAUGACUGUGGCUCGUCUAUUGCUCAGGUCUAUAACAGGGGAAACGAAACUAGUUUUAUAUCAGUGGGGCAGACCUAUAGUAAGGAUGAUGGAAGUGUCAUGUUAAUGGGUCACACCUAUAACAGAUCCAUGGAUUCCACCUCUGGAAAAGGGGAUGACGAUACCAUUUCAAUUGGUCACACCUAUAACAAGGGAGAGGCCAGUACAAUAUCUUUUGGUGGCUUCCACAAUGAACCUGUUAUUGAUCUAUUGGCUCGGCCCAUUAGCAGCUAUGAUAUGUUGUAUAGUCGAGAUUCAAUUCAGACAUCGGAAACGCCUGGUCAAAAGGAGUUAGAUGCAUCAAAUGCCGGUACAGUUCCAAGUGCCUCCCAGAUAGCUAAUUCCAGACCAGAGCCUGUGUCCAAAAAUAUGUUGGAAAUGAGGAUGGCUAAGAAAGAAGCUCCUAAUAGUUUCCCUUCUAAUGUCAGAAGCUUGAUAUCUACUGGUAUGCUUGAUGGAGUUCCUAUAAAGUAUGUUUCUGUGUCGCGGGAGGAGCUUCGUGGAAUUAUAAAAGGUUCUGGUUAUCUUUGUGGUUGUCAAUCUUGUAAUUAUUCCAAGGUACUCAAUGCUUAUGAGCUUGAACGUCAUGCUGGUUCCAAAACAAAACACCCAAACAAUCACAUAUACUUCGAAAAUGGGAAAACCAUCUAUCAGAUAGUCCAGGAAUUAAGGAGCACCCCAGGGAGUAUGUUGUUUGAUGCGAUUCAAACCGUGACGGGGUCACCAAUCAAUCAGAAAUCAUUCCGCAUUUGGAAAGAAUCAUUUCAAGCAGCAACUCGUGAACUUCAGCGUAUCUACGGGAAGGAGGAACUAAAUCUAUAGGAGGAAUACUCUUAAUGAUCCUCCAAAAGGGCAAUCUCUUUAUGUGCUAAUGCAAAUGCUUGAUUCUGGUAGGUUGUUUUUGGGUUGCUUUUUUAUAUGGACAAACUCUGCCUUUCUAAGUUUGAUGCACAACCAAUUUGAUGUAAAUUUGAAGUGGUUGUUAUGGUUCCAUUAGGAUGAGUUGUGGUAGACUGCGUAAUUUUGUUUACAAAGAAGAAAUGAGAUCACAUUGUAGCCAUUGGAAAUCUUGUUUUAUGGUAAUUUAGAGGAAAUCAGUGGUUGUCAGUUCCA
Messenger RNA from Cornus florida, 2048 nucleotides. RefSeq lists its product as uncharacterized. The transcript is spliced from 6 exons. NCBI's taxonomy places the organism in Eukaryota, Viridiplantae, Streptophyta, Magnoliopsida, Cornales, Cornaceae. The record is from RefSeq and is a predicted model, not a curated record. The coding region runs from base 390 to 1757 and encodes 455 amino acids.